This is a messenger RNA of Psammomys obesus (fat sand rat), 869 nucleotides long. It is a transcript of the gene Ptgds, whose product is annotated as prostaglandin D2 synthase. Gene Ontology annotation, molecular function: small molecule binding. The transcript has 7 exons. The record is from RefSeq and is a predicted model, not a curated record. Bases 77 to 706 code for a protein of 209 amino acids. NCBI's taxonomy places the organism in Eukaryota, Metazoa, Chordata, Mammalia, Rodentia, Muridae.
UCUUUCUGCCCACGGCCUCCCUUGCUCUGCCCACACUGCUGGCCUCAGGCCCAGAUACCCGCUCUGCUCCAGGCAAAUGGCUGCUCUUCGAAUGCUGUGGACGGGGCUGGUCCUGCUGGGUCUCUUGGGAUUCCUACAGACUCCAGCCCAGGGCCACGAAUCAGUGCAUCCCAACUUUCAACAGGACAAGGUGAGGGCUCCCUACCCCACACUCAAGGCAGCAGAAUCCUCAGGCAUCAACUGGUCACAGUUCCUGGGGCGCUGGUACAGCGCAGGCCUCGCCUCCAAUUCAAGCUGGUUCCGGGAGAAGAAAGCAGUAAUAUCCAUGUGCAAGACAGUGAUAGCCCCUUCCACAGAUGGUGGCCUCAACCUCACCUCUACCUUCCUCAGGAAAAACCAGUGUGAAACCAAGAUCAUGUUACUGCAGCCUAUAGGACUUCCUGGACACUACAAGUACAACAGUCCCCACUGGGGCAGCGUCCAUACCAUCUUAGUGAUGGAAACCAACUAUAAUGAGUACGCGCUCCUGUUCAGCAGAGGCACCAAGGGCCCAGGCCAGGACUUCCGAAUGGCUACCCUCUACAGCAGAAGCGCGACUCCAAAGGAUAAGCUGAAGAAGAAAUUCAUCAGUUUUAGCAAGUCCAUGGGUCUCACAGAGGAGGACAUUGUUUUCCUGCCCCAACCAGAUAAGUGCAUUCAAGAGUGAAAACAGAUGAGAGGAGUCAGUCAGAGGGCUGGCUUCACAUGCUAAUCUGGCCCUCAGGACUCCUUUGCUCUGUCAUGCUUGAGACCCCAGCCCUGACUACCCAAAGUGCCUCUCCAUCCUCCAGAUUUGUCCUGCAUGAGAAAUAAAAGUCUAAAGCAAGUCA